Molecule: messenger RNA, 1075 nt
Organism: Eucalyptus grandis
Lineage: Eukaryota; Viridiplantae; Streptophyta; Magnoliopsida; Myrtales; Myrtaceae
Product: B-box domain protein 30
Exons: 1
Coding region: 317-697 (126 amino acids)
Molecular function (GO): zinc ion binding
Source: RefSeq, a predicted model, not a curated record
GGAAGGCGACAAGGAAUUCAGCGGGGAAAGCCUGGGAGGGUGAGUGAAGAUGAAGGAAGAGAUCGCAGAACAGUGACCACCUUUUGUCAUGGAGCGGAGGGCGUUCUCGUCAUUUCCUCCCUCCUAGGAAUUCCUUGGACGAAGCCCUCCCCAUCAACUUUAGCAUCCCACCACAGGAUGAUCUCGGGAGAAACCACCAUAUAUACCCACGCAUUUUCAUCCUCAAACCCUCCAAUUCCUUCGACAUCUUUAGCAUAAUCCAAGUGAAAUUCUCUGCGAAGUCUUCCUCUCCCUCGAAGGGCUUCCGAAGUUCGAGAUGUGUAGAGGCAUUGGAAGAGAGAGUGGCCCCAGUGGGCUGUUCACCAAAGAAGAGGUUCCGUGUAAGUCGCCGCCCGGCAAGGCCGCGGUGGCGUGCGAGCUCUGCGGGUCGAGGGCGUGCCUGUAUUGCCAGGCCGACGACGCUUACCUGUGCCGGCAGUGCGAUCGGUGGGUACACGAGGCGAACUUCCUGGCCCAGAGGCACAUCCGGUGCCUGCUCUGCACCUCCUGCCAGAGGCUCACCCAGAGAUACGUGCUCGGGCCGUCGCUGGUGGUGGUGCUCCCCAGCAUGGUCGAGAGCUGCGCGGAUGGGGAAGACUCGAGCGACGCUCAGGACAAGUCCUCGGGGAACGUCAGGACGCCGUUCCUGUUCCUCUGAGGGCUUCUCCUUUUCCCUUCGUUCUUGGUUUUUUUUUUCUUUGAUAACCCCUUUUUAGUAUUCUUUCAUCGGGGAUUUUCUGGGGAGAAGUUAGGAGGAGGAGAAUGAUGAAAUGUUCUUCUUUUUUCCCGUUUUUUUCCUUUUUUUUUCCUUUUGAAGUUUGCUUGAAUUGGAGGAUUAGUGUGGGUUUUGAAAGCAUUAUGUAUUCAAGGUAAGGAAAGUGAGAAUGAUGAUCACGCAAAGUAGGAACUAGGAAGCGAACAUCAACAUCGGUUGUAGAAACUCUGUAAUUUGAAGAUGUUGUUGCCACUUUUUACCACCCCGUGCUGUCUUGAAUCCGACAUGAAUCCAUCUGACUGGGGGGCAAUGCCUUAUUUU